Molecule: messenger RNA, 1666 nt
Organism: Alligator sinensis (Chinese alligator)
Lineage: Eukaryota; Metazoa; Chordata; Crocodylia; Alligatoridae
Gene: LMAN2L
Product: lectin, mannose binding 2 like
Exons: 8
Coding region: 141-1055 (304 amino acids)
Biological process (GO): endoplasmic reticulum organization; Golgi organization; endoplasmic reticulum to Golgi vesicle-mediated transport
Cellular component (GO): endoplasmic reticulum membrane; Golgi membrane; endoplasmic reticulum-Golgi intermediate compartment
Molecular function (GO): D-mannose binding
Source: RefSeq, a predicted model, not a curated record
GCGGGCCUUUGUUUCCCAGGGGCGGAGCUGAGGGCACCUGGGGGGCAGCUAGUUGGUCACAGGGUGGGGGCUGAGCCUGCAGCCCUGGGGGAAGGGCUGGGGGGAGUCAGGCACUGCCCCCCAGGCCACAGUGGGUGCAGAUGCUUCCCUCCCUGCCCCCAGGCGUGGGCUCAUCCAGCUCCGCGCUCUGGGACCUGCUGGGCAACGCCAUGGUCAUGACCCAGUUCAUCCGCCUGACACCUGACCAGCAGAGCCGGCAGGGCGCCGUCUGGAACCGCGUGCCCUGCUAUCUGCGGGACUGGGAGAUGCAGGUCCACUUCAAGAUCCAUGGCCAGGGCAAGAAGAACCUCAACGGCGAUGGGUUCGCCCUCUGGUACACCAAGGACCGCAUGCAGACAGGACCCGUCUUCGGGAGCAAGGAUAACUUCCUGGGGCUGGGCGUGUUUGUGGACACAUAUCCCAAUGAGGAGAAGCAGCAGGAGGCUCAGAAGAGGCGCUAUACCCCUGGAAAUCAGCGUGUGUUCCCCUACAUCUCUGCCAUGGUGAAUAAUGGGUCCCUGAGCUAUGACCACGACCACGAUGGACGCCCCACAGAGCUGGGUGGCUGCACUGCCAUGGUGCGCAACCUGGACCAUGACACCUUCCUUGUCAUCCGCUAUGUCAAGCGGCGCCUCACAGUCAUGAUAGACAUCGACGGAAAGCACGAGUGGCGAGACUGUGUUGACGUACCGGGCGUGCGCUUGCCACGAGGCUACUAUUUCGGCACCUCCUCUGUCACCGGGGACCUCUCAGAUAACCACGACAUUAUUUCACUGAAGCUCUACCAGCUCACAGUGGAGCGCACGCCCGAAGAGGAGAAGUGGGACCGUGAGGUCUUCCUGCCUGUCGUGGACAACAUGAAGCUCCCCGGCUUGGACGUGCCACUGGAGCCCAUGAGCGGCCUGGCCCUCUUCCUCAUCGUCUUCUUCUCCCUGGUGGCCGCUGUCUUUGCUGUUGUCAUUGGCAUCAUAGUCUACAACAAGUGGCAGGAGCAGAGCCGCAAGCACUUCUACUGAGCUGUGGCUGGCAUAGGGGCUUAAGUGCUGCCAGCGCACCUCUAGCCCCUGCACCAGAAUCCCAGUGCUCCUGGGUCUCUGCCUUGUGCCUGGAGCUGCUGCUUCCCCUGUCCCUGAGCGCCUGCCAUCAGUGCCUCGAACUUUGGCCCUAGGUCUAGGACAUGGCCAGGGCCCUCACAGUCGCACCAAGACCACCCCACCACCCUGGGUGCCAGGCCUAGCUCUGUGAACUACUGGGACCGAUAUGCUGCUGUCUGGGGGAGCUGCCUUGGCCUCCUGCCUUUGGGCACUGCUGUCAGAGCCUCACAGCUGCCCCCAAAGCCUGGCUCAGCAGCUCAUGCCUCAGUCAGUGCGCCAAGCGGAACAACGGGUGAUGCUACCUCAAGGCCUGGAGGGUCAGAGUCUGAAUGGAUGGAGACUCUCACCAUGGCCCCAGCUGCUGGAGAAGGGCCUAUCAGGGUGAGGGUGGGGAGCUGCCCCCACGUACAUCCAUGUGGCCUCCACUGUUCAUAGCCUUUAUGAGGUGGCGGCGGGGGAACCACAGCAGGGCAAUAGCGCAGCCCUCCUGGCAUCAGGCCUCUGUACAUGGCGGGGCUUGGGAGUAAACCAAC